AUGGCGUCUUCCCUGGGUUUAACCAAUAUCAGUGGCCUCACAUCCUCCCGCGUCGCUUUACCAUUGUCUCGUCGUUGUGUCAGUGGCAGAGCAAGAGUUGGCGGUUUGAAGAUCGUUGCUUCAGAAACAAAGCAACAAGAACCUGAUCUGAGUGUCAAUGUUAAUGGCUUACAUAUGCCCAAUCCAUUCGUAAUCGGGUCGGGCUGUGUGAAGGGGGAGAACUCCUUGACCGGAUUUUAUCCAGAUGGAAGCUUGAGCACAGUGGAGACUUUGGCUUCUACUGCUAUAUGUGGCAUCAUACACUCGAUUCUUGGUGGUCAACCUCUUCUUAUACUUGGAGUUGCAGAACCUACAAUCAUUAUGUAUACAUACUUGUAUAAUUUUGCGAAAGGGAGACAAGAUUUGGGUCAACAACUAUUCUUAGCUUGGGCAGGAUGGGUAUGCACAUGGGAAGCCAUGCUCUUGUUUCUUUUGGUGAUUUUUAAUGCUUGUGCUAUUAUCAGUAGAUUCACAAGGAUUGCAGGGGAAACAUUUGGGAUGUUACUUUCUGUACUUUUCAUUCAAGAGGCCAUCAAGGGAUUGGUGAGUCAGUUCAAAGCUCCCAAAUCUGAUGAACCAAAUUCACCCAAAGAUCAAUUUCAGUGGCUUUACACUAAUGGUUUGCUUGGUGUUAUAUUUUCGUUUGGACUUCUAUACACUGCAUUAAGAAGUAGGAGAGCAAGAUCCUGGUUGUAUGGAACAGGAAGCAGUCAUGAAUUUAGAAAAUGA
Molecule: messenger RNA, 768 nt
Organism: Lactuca virosa
Lineage: Eukaryota; Viridiplantae; Streptophyta; Magnoliopsida; Asterales; Asteraceae
Source: the annotation of a GenBank genome assembly